AUGCAAUUGCACCACAUGCUGGGAACAGAUUUUUGUGCAGCCUAUCUCUCUCACUCGGACAUGGCGUCGACGAUCAACCUAAUUCCGAUCACCGAUCAUCCCCAUCUCUCUAAAUCUCUAAUUAAAGCCGUCCCUUUAUUCCUCCCUUUGCCCCUGAACCGUUCUCUUACCUUUUGUUCCUUCAAAACAAAAGUACUAACACCAUUAUCGUCAUCACGUCAAAACGCUGUGAGCGAGCAAGCUGUAGAUUCUUUUAUUUCUGAUUCUACUGGAAAUUCCGAAAAUACCCCUUAUUCCACCUCAUCUAAGCUCGUUCUUGUUGUUGGUGGCACCGGCGGCGUCGGGCAAUUAGUCGUGGCAUCACUUCUUGACCGUAAUAUCAAAUCGCGGCUUUUGCUCCGAAAUCCCGAGAAGGCCGCCUCUCUAUUUGGUGAACAAGAUGAUAGUAAAUUACAGGUGUAUCAAGGUGACACACGGAACCCAAAGGAUUUGGUUCCUGCUAUAUUUGAGGGCGUCACACAUGUUAUAUGCUGCACAGGAACUACAGCCUUUCCUUCUAGAAGAUGGGAUGGUGAUAACACACCUGAAAGAGUAGAUUGGGAAGGCGUGAGAAACUUAGUAUCUGCAUUACCUUCUUCUUUGAAAAGAUUGGUUCUGGUUUCUUCUAUAGGAGUCACCAAGUUCAACGAACUUCCCUGGAGCAUCAUGAAUGUAUUCGGUGUUCUAAAAUAUAAGAAAAUGGGAGAGGACUUUGUUCGGAAUUCUGGUCAUCCAUAUACUAUAAUCAGGCUAACUGACGGGCCCUACACGUCUUAUGAUCUCAAUACUCUACUCCAAGCCACUGCUGGUGAACGUCGAGCUGUGCUUAUGGGUCAAGGGGAUAAACUAGUUGGAGAGGUUAGUAGGCUUGUAGUUGCAGAAGCUUGCAUACAGGCACUGGAUAUUGAUUUUACCGAAGGCGAAAUAUAUGAAAUCAACUCGGUACAGGGUGAAGGGCCGGGAAGUGAUCUCCAGAAGUGGCAAGAGUUAUUCAGAGCUGCACAGAAGCAAGUCUGAUAUCCUGAUUUUUACAGUAUUCAAAGGGUAUCAUAAUCCCCGUCGAAAGAUAGCAUGCAGCUGAAUUAUAGUAUGCAUCUAUACUUAAACUUCAUCUAUAAAUACACAAGACAUAAUGAAGAUAUACGAAGAGAUUGAAAUGCAGAAAUUCCAGUGUGUUCACGUGGGGUUACGAGGAUUUGAGUUACUCAUGUCAAGCCCGCUCAGCUGCAUAAUGUAUCAUCUACUUGCUAAUUAAGAGAUGGCAAUUAAUCCAAUUAAGCCUUCUCAUUCAGAUACGAUGAUAACUGAUUAUAUAAAUUACAAUGUUUUGAAGUUCAAUUGUUUAUGAAUAUUUUAUUUUAUAUGUAUGUUAAACCUAAGACCGUUUUAAGAUGAAUAUAUAAUUUGAUAUAUUGUAUUUGAAAAGAUG
Molecule: messenger RNA, 1468 nt
Organism: Striga asiatica
Lineage: Eukaryota; Viridiplantae; Streptophyta; Magnoliopsida; Lamiales; Orobanchaceae
Source: the annotation of a GenBank genome assembly